AAACAUGUUUUAGGGGAAAGAGGCUACUUUUAUAUUGGCUUCCUGGGUUCCUUCUAGGAAAUCUUGUGUGUUGCGUCAUUAAAGAUUACUGGUCAUAGAAAAUCCCCCAAGCCCCACAGGUUUUCCCUGGAUAUAAUGUGGACACAGUACAGUAGGUUACACUGUGAUGUUGCUGAUAGCUUCCAUAAGAACAUUACAAGUGCCAACUUGAACAACAAUAAUUUUUAAAAGCUUUAAGUUUAUGAUGAUGUGUCCAAAACUGGGAAUACGCGGUGCAAUUUUCUUACUUGCUUUUUUGUGCACCUCUUCUUGUUGGGGCCGAAUACGCAAAUUAGAUGUUGCUAGUGAUGGACGUAAGCACAUUGUCUUAAGCACCUUUGGAUUCUACCAAGGAGGCAUAUUAGACGUCCAGUUAAAGAAUUUCACAGCUACACCGGACAAUGAUUCUGCAGUGUUUGGCUUUACCUUGGAUUAUACGACAGAUGACGCUACAACACCAUAUUUUGAUAGUUAUCCAGAUCGUUGCAUUUUACUAGACCGUAACGUAAAUGAUCAAACUAUUAUCUACCUUAUACUAGAAUUAAAAACCAAAAAAUUGAGAAUUUUAUGUGAAGACUCACAGCUUGUACAUAUUUACCAGAAUAGCCCUCUACAAAAAGAGAAAGAUGCUGAUCAUUGCAACAACUUAAAUUUUGAUAUUACUUCGGAAGUUAUCAACGGAAAAACCUAUUACAAUGCUAGAUUCACACUGUCUGUUGCCACAGUGGCUGAAGAAGGACUAUACAAUUUAUACUUCCAUAAUUGCCCCUAUUAUCACUCUGGUACAGAAGUCUCUGUUUAUUUUACAACUGAAAUUAUGGAACAAAAUAUUAACAGUUUCCUUUCUGCUGGUGACAUGCCACUACCAACUUUAUACAUCUUGAUGGCAAUACUAUUUUUCCUUUCGGGGAUAUUUUGGAUUUUCCUAUUAAGACAUCCAUCAGUUUUUAAAAUUCACUACAUGAUGACUGCUUUGGUGUUUUUGAAAGCAACUUCUUUAGUUUUCCGUGGAAUAAAUUAUUAUUAUAUUGGAAAACUCGGUGUGCAGUUGGUAACCUGGACUGUGCUUUUCUACGCCGCUCACAUAUUAGAAGGAGCUUUGUUUGUAAUUGUGCUGAUACUUAUAAGCACAGGAUGGAGGUUCAUAAAACCUGAUCUAACACCACGAGACAAAUGUCUUUUUAUGGUCGUUAUUCCAUUACAAGUUUUAGCAAAUGUUGCUGAAGUUAUGUUAGAAACAAGUAAAGAUCAAACUCGUGAACAUGUACCUUGGAGAAAUGUCUUUGUUUUUGUGGAUUUUCUAAUUAGUUUGUGCAUUUUGCUUCCAUGUUUUUGGUCUAUUCGCCACUUGAGAAGCGUAUCAAACAUGUACGGAAAAGCGACAUUACAGAAAGACGGAGGAGGUGAAGGGGCAAUGUAUCUACAAAAAUUAAAAUUAUUCAAGCUUUUUUACGUCAUGGUUGUGUGUUACUUUUAUGCCAGUAAAAUCAUUGUUUAUGUGCUGAAAAUGACAGUGCCGUUCCAGUAUGGGUGGUUAGAUGAAAUGUUUAGAGAAAUCGCUACAUAUGUUUUUUUCGCGCUAACAGCGUACAAAUUCAGACCAGGAGCUCAUAAGCCAUGCUAUGUGUUCGAUGAUGACGAAGAAAUUGAUAAAAUGCUUACUGAACCAGUGAACCAGGAGCUUUAGAGUAAUAAUCAAAGUGCGACUGUAAUCAGCGCUGACGGAGGAAACUAAAGAAGAGAAAAAUGAAUUGUUGGAUUAGCUUGAAAGUAGUCAUAACAUUAUAAAUUAUUUUCUUACUGUGGUGAUGUUUUACCCUAUCAUUUUGUUUUGUUAUGAGUGCUAUGACUGCUCAUUCAGUAAAUGUAUUAUCCUGUAGUAUUAUCCGCUUAUUCUCAGUAAUUGUUCGAUGUUUUUUUUAACUCUCCGUUCUAAGUUUUAAUGAUAUCUUGUAAUCCAUGAAUAUUUUAACUUUAUGACUUCACAGAUUCUCGCUCUGAUGGUAAUUAACUGAUCAAUUCAUAUUCUUAACACAGAUUUUUGUAU
Messenger RNA from Zophobas morio, 2086 nucleotides. Its product is annotated as protein GPR107-like. Gene Ontology annotation, biological process: transport. Gene Ontology annotation, cellular component: membrane; Golgi apparatus. The transcript has 6 exons. The record is from RefSeq and is a predicted model, not a curated record. Lineage: Eukaryota; Metazoa; Arthropoda; Insecta; Coleoptera; Tenebrionidae. The coding region runs from base 242 to 1726 and encodes 494 amino acids.